AUGAAUAAUGGUAAAUAUGCUACCAUAGAAGCUGGCGAUCAUCAAAAAUUUUCUUCUUUAUUACAAAAAUUAACAUACUCAGAAGUACCAAGUAAUGAUGAUCUACAAGAACAUGAGCACGUAUUACAGUCAACGUUGGAUUAUGUUAAUACAGCUUUUGAAUCAUCAGAAUAUUCUUAUCUAACAAAUCACAUUUUACCUACAUUACUCAAUUACUCCGAUAGAACAGGUCUUGUACCCUGUUUAAUUAAAACUGAUUAUCCCAAAGCAUUAUUAAAAUGGCUCAGUGCAAUUUCAAAGCAAGGACAAUCAGAGGAUGUUCGGUAUAUAGUUGGUAUGAUUUAUAAUAUCAGUCGUCAUGAUGAUGGCAUACAAGCUUUAAAUUCUCUUGACACCACCGAUAGAAUCAAGGAAAUUCAGUCGCAUAACAAUGAUCAAGAAGUAAAUAUCCUUUGCUCUAUGAUUAUAGCUCUCCUGUCAACAUCUGAACAAAUUAAAAAUGAUCGUAAACGAAUGAAUAAUAUACUUGAUCAAUUAUUACAAAUUGUUGUGGAUGCAUCAAAAAGACCACCCCGUUAUCAGGCUGGAGGAUGGCACAUUUCAGAACCGUUGAUUGUUUUAAUAAGAUUAAUUUGUUACGAACGUACACUUGAUUAUAUCUUACAACAUGCACAAGUUGAAUUUGGGACAUCGUCAACAACUGAAUUUUUUAUCAACAUAUUAUUGAAAUUUCACAAAGAAAUUAGCGAAGAUGAUCGUCUCAAGCUAUCAACCUGUACAGCACUCUGCAAUAUUCUGUGGAGUAUUUCACUUCGUCCUCAAUAUAAACAAGAAUUACAAGAGAAUGAAGAAUUCAAGAUGUUGAUUGAGAAAAUAGCCACUGAUAAAGUUAUUACUAAUUCUGCUCAGUACGUACCAAAAUAUAUUGAAAACAUUCAGAAAGCUGCUGACGGUAUUCUGUGUAAUAUCAACGACAAUAAUCAAGUCAAUAUUCCAAGUGUGACAGAAGAUGAACGACGUAAACCUGUAGUUAGUGCAUUAAUUCCAUCUACGUUGACGAACAACAAGCCAUCAAUUAUGAUUAGCUAUGCCCAUAAUGAUAACAACAUUUGUACGCAGUUGUACAAUGAAUUAGCUAAGCAUAAUCAGCAAUUUGAUAUAUGGAUCGAUUGGAAAAAUAGUAAGACAGGAUAUUUAUGGGGUAAAAUAGCUGAUGGUAUAGCAAAUUCAAGUGUAAUCUUAUGUUUAUUGUCAAACAAAUAUUAUGAAAGUAAAUCGUGUCAACAAGAAUUUGUCUAUGCACAUGAUCAUCUCAAAAAACCAGUGAUACCUAUUUAUAUUUUUGAUGAUAAACCACCUGGCUGGUUAGCAAUCCAUACAUGUAUAAUGAAAUACGUUCGUUUUCGUAACAUAAAACAGCUGGAACAAGAUAAAUUAAAAGAUUUAAUUGAAAUGAUCGAAGAAAAUCUAUCAGGAACAAGUGCUAAAACAAAUGAAAAUUUGCUACCACCCCAUUCGGCACCCGUUCAUCAUGAACUGUUACCGGUUGCACAAAAACUAAAAGAAGAAGUGAAACUGAACGCAUCAAAUAAAGAGAUGAAUUCAGGACCGAAAACGGAUCUUUCUCGAAAAUCAAUUGAACAUUGGGAUAAAAGUGAUAUUAAACAAUGGUUUCAAGAGAAUAAAAUUUCAAUAGAUCUGUAUAAGUUAUAUCAAUUCGAAGAUGGUACUCAACUACUGAGUUAUGCAACUAGUCUUUCGAAUGACGAAAAAAUUGAAUUACAUCGUCAGAUAUAUUCUGAUGAAUUCGCUGAAAUGUACAGAGGUAAACGACUCUUACCACAUCAAUUUACAGCGUUUGCCUAUGCUUUACGAAAACUAAGUUCUGAACAAGUUAAAACUGAAAUGAAACAGACCGUUAAUCAUUCUGCUAUAAAAAAAACAGCUGAAACAAACAAAUCACAAAUGUGUGAAAUAUUAUAA
Molecule: messenger RNA, 1983 nt
Organism: Rotaria sordida
Lineage: Eukaryota; Metazoa; Rotifera; Eurotatoria; Philodinida; Philodinidae
Source: the annotation of a GenBank genome assembly